GUUUUCGAAUGUCAAACGAAUUGGAACCCUGCACCCGAUACGUCCUCGAGACGGUUCGCCCCCUCCUAAACCCUAGCUCCGUAGCUCGCGUCGCCUUUCGUCCUCUACUCUAAUCUUGUCGACCCGCCACCGCCUUACUCCCUUUCUCAUCGGCCCGCACCUGCAGCAGCAGCUAGUCUCUUCCAAUGGCGACUGUGCCAGUUAACCCAAAACCUUUCUUGAACAAUCUGACAGGGAAGCCUGUAAUUGUCAAACUUAAGUGGGGUAUGGAGUACAAAGGGUAUCUCGUUUCUGUGGACUCCUAUAUGAAUCUUCAGCUUGCUAACACAGAGGAGUACAUUGACGGACAAUUCUCUGGAAACCUGGGUGAGAUUCUGAUCAGGUGCAACAACGUUCUGUAUCUCCGAGGUGUUCCAGAGGAUACAGAGAUAGAGGACGCGGAGUGAGAAGGCAUGGACCUAGAUUGAUGGAUGUAAUAUGCUUCUGACAACAACAUACUAGUUUAGCCUUUUUCAGAUGCACUCUACUGAUACAGUAUCCCUGAUCAUGUACCAUUUGCUUGCUGCCGUUCUAUCCAUAACUUUCCAGUCUUGUGAUUUGUGACUCAACAGGUUAGCAGUAGACAUGAAGAAGAAAAUAACAAAAUUGUCACAGCAA
Messenger RNA from Phragmites australis (common reed), 657 nucleotides. RefSeq names its product probable small nuclear ribonucleoprotein F. Bases 186 to 446 code for a protein of 86 amino acids. Gene Ontology annotation, molecular function: RNA binding. Gene Ontology annotation, cellular component: catalytic step 2 spliceosome; U1 snRNP. Lineage: Eukaryota; Viridiplantae; Streptophyta; Magnoliopsida; Poales; Poaceae. The transcript is spliced from 5 exons. Gene Ontology annotation, biological process: spliceosomal snRNP assembly; mRNA splicing, via spliceosome. The record is from RefSeq and is a predicted model, not a curated record.